This is a messenger RNA of Harmonia axyridis, 931 nucleotides long. Its product is annotated as armadillo repeat-containing protein 1-like. Bases 22 to 834 code for a protein of 270 amino acids. The transcript has a single exon. Lineage: Eukaryota; Metazoa; Arthropoda; Insecta; Coleoptera; Coccinellidae. The record is from RefSeq and is a predicted model, not a curated record.
UCGACAUCAACCGCAUAGAAAAUGUCCUGUCAAAAUAAUGUCGAGCCCGAGAACACACCUCUCCAAGAAUGCCUGGUCACAUUGAAAACCUACAAGCUUCUCAGCGAAUCACCAGAAAACCACCGAGCUCUUCUACAAGAAAAAACCCCACUGCUUUACCCAGCAACUCUCCUUGAAGAGAAGAACCCAACCAUCGUGAACUUGUCUUUGGACAUUUUACAAAACCUGAUAUCCAAUGAUGAGAAUCACAGAACCAUUUUAUCAACUUUUGGAGUAUAUGAAUCCCUUGAGUCGUUGGUGGUCAAGGAGAGGAAUAAGUCCAGCGAGUUGAGCUCCAGAGCUGAAGAACUGGUCGACAUACUCCGUUCUUCAGCCCCACCUGCCUUCAGUACCAGAAGUAGAUCCAAGAUGCAGAACCAGAAAAGAAAUGCUGUUCUACUUUUUCAGAUCGAAGAGUUGAAAGAGACCAACAAAAAGAGCCUUGAGAGAGUUUUAGUCAAAACCAGAGGGGUAAUUUCUUUUCUCAUCGAUGUUGAGAAGAAAAGAUGUACCAUAAGACUAUGUCGAAACACCAGUAUACAGAGUGUUGCCAAAAAGAUUUCUGAAAAAUGUGGUAUGACUGCGAUGGUUGUCACUAAGGAUCCAAACACGAGGGAAGAAGUUCUGAAAAAUCCGAUGAGUCGCAAAAUGGAAGAAACUAUGCUGGAAUAUUAUAUAGAUGACGAACCUCCUCCAGGGAAUACAGCUUUGACUAAAACGAUGGAUUUUGUGAAGAAGGGUAAUGGUUUGAUCAAGUCAGUUGCUGAUUUCUGGAAUGAAUCCUUCUAUUGGUGAUUAUUUCCAAUGUUUUCUUGCGUUUGUUUUGUUUCUGAUUGUGUUUGAAGUUUUGAAUUGUAUUAGAGUUAGGGAAAAUAAAUAAUUGUAUAUCGAU